Messenger RNA from Cuscuta campestris, 1239 nucleotides. The record is from the annotation of a GenBank genome assembly. Lineage: Eukaryota; Viridiplantae; Streptophyta; Magnoliopsida; Solanales; Convolvulaceae.
GUGGAGUGUAAAUUCCACGAAGUGGUCAAUUUACAAUUGCUACCAAAACAUUGUAACUUUCACAAGAGAAGUAAAGGCUUCCAACACAUCUUCAACUAUGUGAUAUCAUACCAUAGAUUUCCAGCAGUUGAUUUCCAAGCAUUCAAGCAAAAUCUCAUAAACAUAAUUGGAGCAAAAAAAAAAGUCGUAUUCCACAAUAGAUACACUAACCUCUACUGCUUCUUCACAAGAAAUUAAUGCUGCAGCUCAUCACCGCCACCACUGCCGCCAGCAACAGUUUCGUCACUCUUAUCCAUAGCCUUCUUGGCAAGCUCGUAGCCGGCGAAAUUCAUGGCACCAAGAGGGGCAAUCCAGAAGAACCUGGGCACAGCUCCCUUAGCUUGAACAGCCCCAAGACUCCUUCGUGCCGGAUUAUAGAGACUGCCACAAUUGAUGACAAUGAGACUGGACAAAAGGGGUUGGACAUUGUUUUAUCCCAUCGGAGAGUUGUGUUGAUUGUCGACGAUACGCCUACGGUUUGGGCUGAGAAUGACAGGGAGAAUGUCUUGACCAUAUCACCGUAUUUCUUUUUCGGGAAGCAGAAGGGCAGUACUGAGAGUGUUUUCUAUGAUGAGAGCAAAGAACAUGAUGGGGAGCUUGAUAGGGUUCUUGCAGUACUGAGUGAGGUUCACUUUAGGUUUUAUUAUUAUGACAAUUUUGAAGGAGAUUGUGGCAGCAGAGAUGUUGUGAAAGUGCUGGAAAGGGUUCGAACCAUCUCUCCGCUGCUGUUUGAACCUCCAGAGAUCAAAAAGAUCUCUCUUUCUCACUCAAACUCUCUCUUCCUCUCUAGAUCGAUCUCCCAUCUUUCUUUCUUCCCCGCCGGUGAUCAACGUAACACCACACAUUCAUCUUUUCCGCCACAAAAUUUGAACCUGGGAUUCUCGAUCUUUGCCGCCCCAUCCUCUUCGCUACCCAGAAGUUGCACGGCGUGGGUUCCCCAUCGCCGCCUAGAAGCAUCCAAGAGCGGCAUCAUCAUCAAGAUCUGGAUCGGAGCGGGGCGACAAACAACUCCUUCGAUUCCUUCACCGCCACAUGUUUUCUCGUCAUUGCUCGCUCCUCCUUGACCGCCAUAAUGACUUUCUUUGUCGUUAAUUGCGUCACCAGAGCAGUAGAUUAUGGCAGAGAUGGUGGCGCAGUUUUGAUUCAGAUUUCACAAAUAGUAAAUGUCCGUGUUCAAGAAAAUAAAGAUGUUUAGUGUCU